Molecule: messenger RNA, 975 nt
Organism: Cornus florida
Lineage: Eukaryota; Viridiplantae; Streptophyta; Magnoliopsida; Cornales; Cornaceae
Exons: 2
Coding region: 1-975 (324 amino acids)
Molecular function (GO): protein binding
Source: RefSeq, a predicted model, not a curated record
AUGUCGAUCGGUGCGUGUGGUGCAAUUCCAGCGACGGGGUGCGACGGGGUGCUGAGCUUGUCUUUCCCAUGGUUUGAGUCCGAUUCCGGUUUGGAUUCGUCUCCGGCGGGGUUUGUUGGGUCUUGCGGGUCUCGGUGGCAGCCAUCGUUGCCGAGUUUGGGUUUGAUUUACACCACCACCGACACCGGCAAGGAUGUCGGCAUAAGAGACAGCGGCGGCGAUAGCCGAAUCGUGGUGGCUGAGCACCAAACCACCCUCUCCGACCUCACCAACCGUCUUUCCAAAACCCUUCUCAGCCGAGAAUCUAGAGAGUCUACAGGAUGGAUACAAGAUGAUAUAUGUGAUGAGGGGAAUUCCGAGUGUAGUAUCAAGAAUUCGGAAGAGGAGAGAGAGAUUGUCAUGGAUGAAAUUAGCCAUCAUCGAAUGGUUGGAAGAUCACAUGAAGAAGCUGAGGCCGGUGACACAGUGGAUAUGAAGAAGAAAAUGAAGAGGGGCUGGCUUAAAAAAUUAAAUGUCCUAUCACGUAUUACCAAUAGGCAAGGGGAAGAAAGUUUGAAGCCGAGUGAUUUCAACUUGGAAUUGGGGACUAGAGUUCGAAGAGUUCGGGUUCAUCUACAUGGGAAGAGGUCAAAAGAAUUGUCCUCCCUUUACGCAGGACAAGAAUUUUCAGCACACAAGGGCUCAAUCUUGACAAUGAAAUUUAGUCCCGAUGGCCAGUACCUGGCAAGUGCCGGUGAAGACAAUGUCGUUCGUGUCUGGAAGGUGAUGGAGUAUGAGAGACCAAAUCAAUUUGACAUUCAAGAUACUGAUCCUUCAUGUUUGUACUUCUUAAUGGAUCAUUUAUCCAAAUUUGCCCAUCUUGAUGUGGAUAAAAACAAAAUUGGUAGGAUGAAGAGGUUGAGGAAAUCAACGGAGUCAGCUUGUGUAAUUUUCCCAUCAAAAAGUCUUUCGGAUUUUGGAGAAACCUUUACAUGA